This is a messenger RNA of Athalia rosae (coleseed sawfly), 1050 nucleotides long. RefSeq names its product phosphoglycerate mutase 2 (gene Pglym78). Gene Ontology annotation, molecular function: intramolecular phosphotransferase activity. Gene Ontology annotation, biological process: glycolytic process. The record is from RefSeq and is a predicted model, not a curated record. Bases 96 to 860 code for a protein of 254 amino acids. The transcript has 3 exons. NCBI's taxonomy places the organism in Eukaryota, Metazoa, Arthropoda, Insecta, Hymenoptera, Athaliidae.
UCAGCCAAAUUAAGAGCGAAAUCAGUUCGCCGAGUGAUCUUGUCUUGUGUGGACAAAGUUUGACACCGUGUUACUCUUCAAGCUCUGCUAACACUAUGGCAAAGUACAGGAUUGUUAUGGUUCGCCAUGGCGAGAGUGAAUGGAAUCAACUCAAUCUAUUCUGUGGAUGGUUUGAUGCCGGUCUUUCGGAGAAAGGGAAGAGCGAAGCGCUAGCAGCAGGGAAAGCUCUAAAGAAUGAGGGCUAUACCUUUGAUGUAGCGCAUACGUCGAUGUUGACACGAGCACAAACGACACUCCAAACUAUAUUGAAAGAAAUUGGUCAGGAAAAUUUGCCGACCGAAAAGACAUGGCGUUUAAACGAACGCCAUUACGGAGGACUAACAGGGAUGAACAAGGCUGAAACUGCUGCAAAGUAUGGAGAGGAACAGGUUCAAAUUUGGAGAAGAUCUUUCGACACACCUCCACCACCAAUGGAAACUGAUCACAAGUAUUACGACACUAUUGUGAAGGACCCGAGGUAUGCAACAGAACCAAAACCAGAGGAAUUCCCGAAAUUUGAGUCCCUGAAACUCACAAUUGCAAGGACUCUCCCUUACUGGAACAAUGUUAUCAUUCCUCAGCUGAAAGAAGGCAAAAAAAUCAUCAUUGCUGCCCAUGGAAACAGCCUCCGUGGAAUCGUCAAGCAUCUUGAUGAUCUCAGCAAUGACCAAAUCAUGGGCCUCAACCUGCCGACGGGUAUACCUUUUGUUUAUGAGUUGGAUGAGAACUUUAAGCCGGUAGUAUCUAUGAAAUUCCUUGGCGAUGAGGAAACUGUAAAGGCAGCAAUAGCUGCAGUGGCUGCUCAGGGCAAAGCAAAAUAAUUGGCAGGAGUAUGGCAUCUCAUCAAAGUGAGAGUUGUGUAUUAUUGUUAUUAGUAUAUUUCUUCCUGAAUCUAUUUAUGAGGCAGCGUAAACCAGUGCGUUGUAUAAAUUAUUGGUAUACUAUCUGUUGUACUAGUCUGGGAACGUAUCCGUGAACGAAUGUUAAAAAUAAAAUGACUUUUAAAUAUAA